Molecule: messenger RNA, 1557 nt
Organism: Aspergillus alliaceus
Lineage: Eukaryota; Fungi; Ascomycota; Eurotiomycetes; Eurotiales; Aspergillaceae
Product: putative pyridoxamine phosphate oxidase
Exons: 4
Coding region: 1-1557 (518 amino acids)
Biological process (GO): protein lipoylation
Cellular component (GO): cytoplasm; nucleus
Molecular function (GO): lipoyl(octanoyl) transferase activity
Source: RefSeq, a predicted model, not a curated record
AUGACGGAUUCCUUGAACCCUCCCCUCUCAUAUGAGGCAUCAGCCACGACCACCCAUCCACAUGUGGCAAACACGCUACCCCAAGAGGUCAUCUCAUGCUUGAAGAAUUCGCGAUUUCUUCACCUUGCGACAUGUGACGGUCUGACCCCUCAUGUCUCUCUCAUGUCCUACACCUAUCUGCCCUCGACUCCUUACGACCAGUAUCCCACGAUUAUUAUGACUACAAAUCCAUCCUCUCGCAAGACCAAUCACCUGCUGACCAAUCCUCGAGUUUCCUUACUUGUCCACGAUUGGGUGUCACACCGUCCGCCUACCCGUGCACCCAACCCCGGAGGUCAGCGCGACGGGUCCCCGCCGCCGGCUGCGACCCGGUCUUCCUUGGCCAGUCUUCUGUUGAAUCUGAACACGAGUGCAUUGUCGAGUAUCUCUACCACCAUCACCGGUUCAGCUCGCGUCCUGGAGCCGGGCUCUGAGGAAGAAGCAUGGUAUAAGGAGCAGCAUUUGGAGAACAAUACUUUUGAAGAGGAAAUGGGGCUUUUUGGCCAGCAGCAGCAGCAACAACCAGGCCAACGGAGGCCGAGUAUCUCCAUCGACGAUGAUGUCCGGGUGGUCACCGUUCAAGUGCGUGAAGGCCGGAUUGCAGACUGGAAAGGAGGCGUGCGGGAUUGGAAAGUUGUCCGCGAGGGUGAAGACCAACCAGCGACGCUAAUAAUCCAAAUCCUCGCCAAAAUGCGCCUCGCCCACCUCCACAUCCCAGACAUAACGUCGUUCACUCGAGUCUCCAAUCUCCAACAAAUCCUAACAACACGCCUCCUCGCCCACAAAAAGCUCAUCCCCAAGGGAACAACACCAAGCACAUCGUCCAUUAAACCCCCAGACCCAACCAUCAUCACAUUCACCCCGAACCCGGUCUACACAACGGGCCGCCGCGACCUCCCACCCUCCAACACCAGUCCGACAGCACACCUCUCCCUCCCGCCCUCCCUCGAACCAAUCCGCUCACUCCUCACCUCCUCCGCCGGCGCGGAAUACCACCCCACGCUGCGCGGCGGGCAAACGACAUACCAUGGCCCGGGCCAAAUGGUAGCAUAUACGAUCCUCGACCUGCGACGACUGGGUCUAACGCCGCGAUGCCACAUCCGGGUGCUCGAGAACAGCGUCGUGGAUGUAUUGCGCGGCUACGGGGUUCAAGGGAUAAUUACGGAGGAUCCGGGGGUAUGGGUGCCACCGAAGACGGAAGGGGAGGGCGAAGCGAAGAAGAUCACGGCGGUGGGGGUUCAUCUGCGACGGAACAUUAGCAGUUACGGGGUCGGGUUCAAUGUGACAGCGGAGCCGAUGUGGUGGUUUCGGCAGAUUGUAGCGUGUGGGCUUGAGGGGAGGGAGGCGACGAGUUUGGAGGGGCAGGGGGUGUCCGGGGUUGAGAUUGGGGAGGUUGCGGAGCGGUUUGUGAGUGCGUUUGUGGAGAGGGUGAAUCGGGAUUUUGCGUGUGAGGAUGGGGGUGGGACUGGGGAGAAGAUUGAGGGGGUUUAUAAAGCUACGGAAGAGGAUCUUCUUUGA